Messenger RNA from Puma concolor (puma), 2157 nucleotides. The record is from RefSeq and is a predicted model, not a curated record. NCBI's taxonomy places the organism in Eukaryota, Metazoa, Chordata, Mammalia, Carnivora, Felidae.
AUGAUGUUUCGCGACCAGGUCGGGGCAGGCUGGUUUAAGGAGGCACAGAACGAGUGCAGAGAGCAGGCUGUUGCGCUGCUGUCUCUGCUUAAGCGCGUGAGCCAGACCCAGGCCCGUUUCCUCCAGCUCUGCCUUGAGCACUCGCUGGCCGACUGCGCCGAGCUGCACGUCCCUCAGAGACCUGCCAACUUCCCUGGAAUCAUUAACCAAUGGCAACAGGAAUCCAAGGAUAAAGUGAUUUCCCUCCUGUUAACUCACCUGCCUUUGCUGAAGCCAGGAAACCUCGAUGCAAAAGUUGAGUAUAUGAAACUGCUGCCCAAAAUCCUGGCGCACUCUAUUGAACACAACCAGCACAUCGAGGAGAGCAGGCAGCUGCUGUCCUAUGCUUUGAUACAUCCGGCCACUUCGUUGGAAGACCGCAGUGCUUUAGCCAUGUGGCUGAACCACUUGGAGGACCGCACGUCGACCAGCUUCGGCGGCCAGAACCGAAGCCGCUCAGACUCUGUGGAUUAUGGGCAGACUCACUACUAUCACCAAAGACAGAACUCCGAUGACAAGCUCAAUGGGUGGCAGAACUCUCGGGAUUCGGGGAUUUGCAUCAACGCCUCCAACUGGCAGGACAAAAGCCUGGGGUGUGAGAACGGCCAUGUGCCCCUCUACUCCUCUUCAUCUGUCCCCACCACAAUCAAUACGAUUGGAACCAGCACAAGUACAAUUCUCUCAGGCCAGGCACACCACAGCCCUUUGAAACGAUCUGUGUCCCUUACCCCACCCAUGAAUGUGCCAAACCAGCCUCUAGGACAUGGAUGGAUGUCUCAUGAGGACUUACGAGCUAGAGGACCCCAGUGCCUCCCAUCCGAUCAUGCCCCCCUGUCUCCACAAAGCAGUGUAGCCUCUUCAGGAAGUGGUGGGAGUGAACACUUAGAAGAUCAGAACACUGCUCGUAACACAUUCCAAGAAGAAGGUAGUGGUAUGAAAGAUGUUCCAGCCUGGUUAAAAAGCCUCCGCCUGCACAAGUACGCUGCGCUUUUCUCCCAGAUGACCUAUGAGGAAAUGAUGGCCCUUACUGAGUGCCAGCUGGAGGCUCAGAAUGUUACCAAAGGUGCAAGACACAAAAUUGUCAUCAGUAUUCAGAAGCUCAAAGAAAGACAAAACCUCCUGAAGUCUUUGGAAAGGGACAUCAUCGAAGGGGGCAACCUGCGCAUCCCGCUCCAGGAGCUGCACCAGAUGAUCCUGACUCCCAUCAAGGCCUACAGCUCCCCAAGCACCACCCCCGAGGCUUGCCGCCGGGAGCCCCAGGCCCCCCACCCGCCCUCACUGAUGGGCCCUGAGGGCCAGACCCCUGACUGCAAAGACAGCGCCGCAGCCACUGGUGCCACAGCCACCGCCUCCGCUGGGGCCAGCGGUGGGCUCCAGCCACACCAGCUGAGUAGCUGUGAUGGGGAGCUGGCCGUCGCCCCCCUGCCGGAGGGGGAUCUCCCUGGGCAGUUCACACGUGUCAUGGGGAAAGUGUGCACACAGCUCUUGGUCUCCAGACCUGAUGAGGAAAAUAUAAGUUCCUAUUUACAGCUCAUAGACAAGUGUCUAAUUCAUGAGGCAUUUACAGAGACUCAGAAAAAAAGAUUGUUGUCAUGGAAACAGCAGGUGCAGAAGCUCUUUCGGUCUUUCCCUCGGAAAACCCUUCUAGACAUAUCAGGAUAUCGACAGCAAAGAAAUCGCGGCUUUGGGCAGUCCAACUCCCUCCCGACACCCAGCUCUGUAGGCGGUGGUAUGGGCAGACGGAACCCACGCCAGUACCAGAUCCCCUCCCGGAACGUCCCUUCUGCCCGCCUUGGCCUCUUGGGUACCAGUGGAUUUGUCAGCUCCACCCAGCGCAACACCACAGCCAACCCCGCCAUCAUGAAACAAGGAAGACAGAACCUCUGGUUUGCCAAUCCUGGGGGCAGCAACAGCAUGCCAAGCCGCACCCACAGCUCAGUCCAAAGGACCCGCUCGUUGCCUGUGCACACUUCUCCACAGAAUAUGCUGAUGUUCCAGCAGCCAGAAUUCCAGCUUCCUGUGACUGAACCUGACAUCAACAAUAGGCUGGAGUCCUUGUGCCUCAGUAUGACCGAGCACGCCCUGGGAGACGGGGUUGACCGGACCUCCACAAUCUAG